UUAACAAUCUGCUCGUUAGCGGCCCCAUCGAAGCAAUUAUUUUUUUAUUGGGCUAAUCAGCCCUUCAGUUCCAGCUGGGCGCCGACAAGCAGUCGGGUGGCGUUGAAGGAAUGUGGCUUAUUCUUUAUAUAGUGUUUUCAAUCGGGAUAAAUCAGGGUCAUGGAGAAAAAGAAGAAAAAAACAGCAGUCGAGUGCUGUCUCACGCCUUCACGGUGUCCCCGGACGAGAUCGUGCCAAUGCUGCCCGACGAGGGCAUGCAGAUCAGCACCGUCAUCGCCGGCCUCAUGCCCGACUCCUUCGGGGAAAUGUUCAACUUCCUCGACGGAGACAGCUUCGGAAUAGGUCCCAUGCACGAAUUCGUAUAUGGGUGGCAAGCGAUCGUGAACACCAUGAGUAUGAAGAACAACGUAGAGGUGCGCAAGCGCGCGGGGAUGCAGCGGUUCGCGCUGGCCGGCAUCAACGGCAUCACGCUCAUCUCGCACAUCGGCGUGACGGAGAUCAUGAUUAACGGCACCAGGACCUACUGCUACGGCGGCGUGUCGCGGCCCCCGGGCCGGCGGAGCGUCAUAUGCAAGGGUGCGAUGUACCAAGAAGGAAGAUUUUCGUGUAAAGUUCCGUAUCUUCGCUUCCCAACGGUUACGGGCUACAAAUAUUGUAUUGAUAAGUAUGCAGCGGUCAAGUCCAUGGACGGCACAUACAAAAAAACUUACUGUGCUCGAGGUGACGUGGUUCCCAAGUUCCAUUACGACUAUAUUUGUGAGCGCCGAGAGAUCAGAAUAAAGAAAAUCAACAUGUCUGAUCCUAACGAGCGGUUCAAUAUAAGGAACCCCGUCGUGAGGAGAGCGGAGUAUUACAGGGCACCAUACGACAUACUUAAAGCUUGCCCUGACUGGUAUGGGUGCAAUUUACGCAUAUCUCCAGAAUUGGCCCACGCUGAGCUGCCGCCGGCGCUCCUGCAAGCCAACGAUACCGAGUUCAUCGCCCACGGUGGUAAAUACUGGCUGGCCCUCUAUUACACACAGCUUUCGACGUACGCAAUUUAUUUCCAAGCGCAUGCUGAGUACCCUUGGCAGUCCAAUAGACCAGUAGUGCCGGCCGAUAAAGGUGGAAUUUGGGAGCAACUUCUCAAAGCUAACAUUGGACCGGAUAUGAAUCUUCAUUACAACUUGAACGGAAUCUUCAACAGAUUCCCGAAUUACCCAGCAGCGAUGGAUUUGUUGAAGAACGAUGGACAGGUGCAACCUGCAAACUUCAGGUCGCCGGUAGCCUCGACCGGCGAAGAAAUCAUAUCCAACCCGCAUUUAGCUGAAGGACCAGGUGGAGAUAUGAGUGCCACGGGGAACAAUUACUUUCGACGUGAUUCACAAGGUCAGCCACAGUUCGACCAAGGAUAAGAACAAUAUCGGAGACAUUUCCAAUCAUCGACACAUGAAGUGAAGUGAAUUGAAGAAAAUAUACAAAUUAGUUGAU
This is a messenger RNA of Cydia splendana, 1470 nucleotides long. RefSeq lists its product as uncharacterized. The transcript is spliced from 10 exons. Lineage: Eukaryota; Metazoa; Arthropoda; Insecta; Lepidoptera; Tortricidae. The record is from RefSeq and is a predicted model, not a curated record. The coding region runs from base 111 to 1394 and encodes 427 amino acids.